CACUCUUCUUGGCCCGAAACAACAAGUUUGGGCACAGCCUAUGGCCCAAAAUUAUGAACCCGAAACCUUAGUCCAAAUUCCAAAACAAGUCAAUUCAAUUUCUUACAAAAGCUCGACCCUACCCGUGAUUACUGUUGCUCUUCAUUUAUCAAUCGACUAAUAAAGGUUGCGGCUAGGCCUUCGCCUUACCUACCAAAAAAAAAAAUGAAUCGAGUUAGCUCAACCAGAUCUCUCACCAUAACUCCAAUUCAGCCGUCCUAAUCGAAGAACGAGUUAAAAAUUGUUGGCGUAAAACGUAAAAAACCAGCUGCAAGUUACAAUAAGCAGCACGGCCGCACCUUUUAUAUACACUAUUUAUUCGUAGAGACAAAACCAGACCUACUCCAGCAAUUCUUGUGUCCAAUCUACUCGCGUUUUUUAGGCGCGUGAUUUCUUGUACAUCCUAUAAUUCCAAAAAGAAUUUUUGCCCACAUAUUUUUUUUUUUAAAAUUUAAUUUAUUAUUAUCAUCAUCAAAUAUAAACUCACCCAAAAAAAAAAAAAAAAAAAAAAAAUGGAAGAAAGGGUCCUUCCUUCCUGGUCUCCUUCUCUGCAAUAAUCUCGUCAAGUUGCCUUAAAAACACAGAGUUUUACACAGAUUUUCCAGCUUUCUCUCUUCUGUAAAGUGCAUGUACUUUGCUUCUUCUUCCAUGGUAAUGUUUUGUGCUUAAUUUAUUGGUUUUUUUUUUUUUUUGGUGGGGGUUGGAAAUUAUCCAGAAAUUUGAUCAACUCUGUUAAAAAAUUCGAUCUUUAUUUGGUUUUUGAUCUGGGGUUGGUUUAAAUUUUUCUGGGGUUGCUUCAAUUUUUGCUGAAGAAUAAGGUAUUGAGGUAUCUUAAUUUGGUGGGGUUUUUGUUACUGUUCUUGGGUUACUGUUCAUUUGGUAAUCUACCUUGUGUUUUUUUUGUGAUUUUAUUUGCUAUUAUAGAGAUUGAGAAUUGGUGAUUUGACUCAUUAAGGUUUGUUCUGAAUUCUAAUUGUAUAUAAAUAUUCAUAUGUGUGUGCUUUUUUAGCAUUUGAAUAUUUUGUUCUUUUGGUAGUUUAGUUUCCAUUUGUGGUUAAGAAAAAUAGAGGAAGUGUAGUUUGUGUGCUUUAUUGAAGAUUAAGAGGCAAAAAAAGGGGUUUAUAUGAUUGCAUAGCUAAUAAUUAAAUUGGAGUUGAGGUUUUGAAAAAUGCAAAGAGUGAGGGUAUCUUCAAAGCAUUCACCAGUUUUUAAGCUUGGUGAUUCUCAGUUGUCAUUAUCCCCAAAAUUUAGAGUAGCAGCAAUAAAAUCACACUUAGUGGAUCCCUCCUCAGAUUUGGAGUUAGCUAUAAAAGGGCAGCCCUUAAUACCAGGACUUCCAGAUGAUGUUGCUCUCAAUUGUCUGUUAAGGCUUCCUGUUCAAAGUCAUGGUUCGUGUAGAGCGGUUUGUAAACGAUGGCAUUUGUUGCUCGGUAGUAAGGAACGGUUUUUCAGUCGGAGGAAGGAGUUAGGGUUAUGUGAUCCUUGGUUGUUUGUGUUAACCUUUCACAAAUGUACUGGGAAAAUACAAUGGCUUGUUCUUGACCUUACUCAUUUCACAUGGCAUACCAUUCCUGAAAUGCCUUGUAGGGAUAAAGUUUGUCCCCAUGGGUUUAGGUGUGUCUCUGUACCGAGUGAAGGAACACUCUUUGUCUGUGGUGGUAUGGUGUCUGACAUGGACUGCCCCCUCGAUGUUGUCUUGAAAUAUGAAAUCCACAAGAAUCGAUGGACUGUGAUGAAUCAGAUGAUAACAGCUCGAUCAUUUUUUGCAAGUGGAGUGAUUGAUGGAAUGGUUUAUGUGGCAGGAGGGAAUAGUGCAGAUCUCUAUGAGCUUGAUGCAGCUGAGGUUUUGGAUCCUGUCAGGGGGUGUUGGCACCCCAUUGCUAACAUGGGAACAAAUAUGGCCUCAUAUGAUGCAGCUGUUCUUGAUGGGAAGCUUCUUGUGACUGAAGGCUGGCUGUGGCCUUUCUUUGUUUCGCCUCGGGGUCAGGUUUAUGACCCUAUAAAUGAUAACUGGGAGAAUAUGGCAGUUGGACUAAGGGAAGGAUGGACUGGCUCAAGUGUUGUUGUUUAUGGGUGUUUGUUUAUUGUCUCAGAACAUGAAAGGAUGAAGCUUAAGGUCUAUGAUGGAAAUUCUGAUUCAUGGGAUACUGUGGAAGGCCCGCCUUUACCGGAACAAAUAUGCAAGCCUUUCUCUGUAAAUUCCUAUGAUUCCAAAAUCUAUGUUGUUGGUCGGGAUCUUCAUGUAGCGGUGGGUCAGAUUUUGAAAGUGAACCUAGAAGAAGGCCAUUCUGAAAAGAAAUUGAGCUUUGCUGUUCAGUGGCAUGUUGAAGAUGCUCCUAUGGCAUUCUCUGAUUUGACUCCCUCAAGCUCCCAGGUUCUCUUUGCAUAGCUUGUUUGUUUCCGUUGUCACUCUUGUUAAAUUAUUUGUAAUGAUAUGUAACUGUUGAGAUUGUAGAGUUGUAAUUGCUCCUUCGAGAAAGGUCUGUUGUUUAAAUCUAUACAAAGGUGAAAUUUAUGAGUUGACAAUAUGUGUAGUUACAAAACUUCUUAAGUCUUUAAUAUUUAUCCAUCAAACACAUACCAUAAUCUUUCUAGAAAUUUGGUGAUGUGCAUUCGUCUCAUCAUCUCCCUUCCAUGUACUCAAAGCUAUGGAUGAGCUAUGAUAGGACAUACAAUUAUCUUGCCAAACUCUCUACUAACUCUUGUAAAACAUGUAUGAAGUGUAUGAUAAAUUAAUGAGGUAGCUGUCAGUCAUAUUGCUAUCUGCUAAGUUUUACAUUCAUGAUAUUCUUGUAGUCUGUAGAUGUGCCCAUUGAGACCAUUAAGAUUUAGUCCAGUUCUAAAUUAACUUUGAGUUGCUUCCCCCCACCCCUACUUUCAUCAGUCUAAUUUUCUCUUACAUACUUUGUAUUAGUUUAGGAGUUGAUUUGUUAUUAUUUAAAUGUCAUGGGAACAAAUGGGAAAAAAAAAAACAUCAAUGAAACAGGAGGUGAAGAAACUAUGAUUAGAAGUAACAAGAAAUUAUUUGCUUUUCUAUGAGCCAAUUCAUCGUUUGUAAGUUUUGAACAUAGCCAUUGGCCUCCCAAUGCAUUCAAAAUCUUGUUGGCUAGUCCCUAGUGAAGCUAGCUGGGAGUUGAGCAAGCAUGGAUGGAAAGAAGUCGUGCUCGUGAUACUUUUCUCACUGGAAACAAAGGUGAGAACAUGACUUCGCUCCUUUUUUCUUUCAUUUCCAAAUUGCUGUAGCUGAUGCAGCACAACUGUGGCUAAUGAUUAAUGAUAUUCAAGAUUCACUGGUAUAGGAUAGAUUAAUAGAUGUUCAAGUAUUAUUGCAAGCGAUUAACCCACCAAGGGAAACUGCAUUUGCUUUUAGCUAGGCCAAGCAUGGUACAUGUGCCUUUCUAGCUAUGCUAUAUUUGUCAUCUUUAUUGAAACACUAGCCUUCUUUCUUGUUCCUUGUAAUCCUUGGACUCUAUCGUCAAUAUCACAAUUAUCUUUAUGUGUUAUCAGUGUUUUGCUAUUUUUUACUGACGUCUGCAUAUACUAUCUUCUAUAGUCUGAAAUUUUUUAUUUUGUAUUAAUUGAUCCCAUAAAUAUUAUCUUUGCUGGUGCUGAUUCAAUGAUGUGGUCACUGGGACUUGCAAAAGGUCCAACUGUCAAAGUGUCUUGUAUGUGAAUGUAUAACUUCUUCUGGUUGUUAGUUGUGGGCUUUAACAUAUCAUAAUUGAAAGAAGAUGCUGUCUGUCAGCUCAUUGACAUUCAUUGGUAAUGUGCUAAGAUGAGCUCAGAAGAUUCAAAUACUUUGAAAGAUCAGAUUCCUUGGAAGCUUUAGGUUAGAUUUUAGAAACUGGGUGAAUGAGCCAUCAUUCCCCUGAUACUUGUCGUCGUCAUUCACUAGGAUCCAUUUUUCCUGUUUGCUUUUCCUUUCAGUGCUAAUAUAGUAAUAUUGCUAUCUCUAAGCAAUUUUUUCUCCUCGGAGACAGUUAGUGAGACAUUAAAUCUACUCCAUUACCCCCUCUGUUUCAAUUUCAUCACUUUUGUAUCUGAUUAUAAAUAUUUCAGGUCCUACACAGUGGGACAGUAGAGUCAUUUCAUGUUUUUAGAAUUGCCUACUAAGACAUUGACAAUGAAUGUGUUUUAUAUCAUAUCAAGUGUGGACUUUUAUUGCAUGAAUACACAUUUGUGGCAUCAACUGUCGUCAUUAUGGAUUUAGAGCCUGCUUCAAAAGCAUGUGUGAGUUGCAUCCUUUAACGAGAGCAAUCAUAACUCAAUUUCUCAGCUGCUAUUGAAUAUUCUAGUCCAGCUAAUGUAUACGAGUCCUGUUUAUGUUCCUCUAAAAAAUAUCAUUUAGUACUAAUUAUAAAUGAUUACGCUAUGCUGAUUUUUGCUUUCAAUAUUUCUGCAUUUCUUCAUGGAAAUUGGUUUACUGUUUAUCGUGUGUUGCAGUCCUCUUUUUACAUAUAAUAGAAGGGACCUCGGUGUUUAUGCAUAAAAAUUAAUAAAAAAAUGUAGAGGCACUCUGAUGAUCUUGGAAAUGAAUCUCUCAUUUUUAGUGCUCCUACUAGCUAAAAGUUUAUCUGCUCUGUUUAUCUUGUGUAGCCUUUUGUCCUCUGUAUCUGUAAAAUUGGCUUUUCAAAGUAUUACCUGUUCAUCAUUUUUCCUUAAAUCAGAACUUUGUUAGCUUUCCUGUUAUUUCUCCUCUAUAAAUGGUUAGUCAAUGCUCUGGUUAGGGUUAGAAGCCUGAUAUCUGACAAAAACAAAGGUAGUCACUUAGCUGAGUUCUUCAUAAUACAUCUGUUAAAUUUUCUGGCAGGUUUAGUUGCUGAAUCUGAUGAUAUAAUAGGUCGUUACAUGGAAGAUAUCUUGUACUCCUGAUGGAACAAGAAGGGCAGUACUGAAAAAAAUAUAUUAUGGUUGGUAUCAGUUAUCAAUUCCUUUAUUCAUAUGUGGGCAAUGAAUUCACCUUGGAUCGCAGCAGCACUAACAAGCCCACUGCGAUUGAUCACGAACUGUUUGAUGCCUUUGGAUACAGAAGUAACCCAGAUCAAGAGUAUAAUGACAGCAAGGGUUAUAUUAUGGCAAAUGGAAAAGAUUGUUAAGGUUGGAAAGCGAGGGUUCAUGUCUGGUGAAUGAUCACACUACAAGGCACAGGCAGUCAACUUCAGACAAAAAAUUGUUUGGUAUGGGGUGACAAAGGGCGAAGCCUAACUAGUGAAAUUUUGGUUGGUUUCAUGUUGGGCUUAGAGUUAAAUUACUCUCAUUCGUUUGGUUACGUUACUAUCCUAUUUUACAUCUGUACCUGUUUUGUAGUGAGGAUUGAACUCUGUUGGAGUGACAUGGACUGUUGAAGCAAUUGCUACAGGCCUACAGCCUACAGUAUGUGACCUCUCUCCUGUUGCUGGUGCUGACAUUCAAUACUUUCAGAUGGCAUUAUAUUGGUUACGUACACAAAGUUGUAAGCAGAUAGAAAUGAGUGUAUUAUGUUUCCUGUUCCUUGUGUUGACAGUCAAUACUUUCGGAUGGCAUUGGUUACGCACACAAAGUUGUAAGCAGAUAGAAAUGAGUGUAUAAUGUUAAAUCCGACUAUGGUGGUACCUCUCAACUUAUUUUUUCCAUAGACAGCUGUUAGGCUAGGAAUCUUGGUCGGUCUAUUUUAGUGUGCUGUUUAUUCAGUGAUUCUCUAAGUCUUAUGGAGUUUGAUACUCCCUCAUUUGAGACUGAUGCAAUGGAUGUCAUACAUAAAAAUAAUGACGGCAUGAAGGUAAAUUCAAGACUGGGAACCUAAAUUAUAAAUCAGUUGACGUUGCGAAGAAAGAGCAGCAAGGCCAUUGUCAAGCUACGGAGUACAGUAUUGAUUAAUAUCACAUUUAUGCCUAUCUUAAUCCGUAUUUUAAUCAUUCAGGAUUUACUUCAUAGUAAUGAUGCUGUAAUGUAUGUGUGAAGGAACGCGCUGAACAUAGUUCAAACUUAAAUUAGCAAUGGUAAUAAGAAGCCCUAUCAAUGGUAAUAUUUUUUUUU
Chenopodium quinoa (quinoa) is the source of this 6054-nucleotide messenger RNA. Its product is annotated as F-box/kelch-repeat protein At1g30090-like. NCBI's taxonomy places the organism in Eukaryota, Viridiplantae, Streptophyta, Magnoliopsida, Caryophyllales, Amaranthaceae. The record is from RefSeq and is a predicted model, not a curated record. Gene Ontology annotation, molecular function: protein binding. Bases 1208 to 2428 code for a protein of 406 amino acids. The transcript has a single exon.